Dimorphilus gyrociliatus is the source of this 2104-nucleotide messenger RNA. Lineage: Eukaryota; Metazoa; Annelida; Polychaeta; Dinophilidae. The record is from the annotation of a GenBank genome assembly.
AAUGAAUUUGUCGGAUAUUGGCAUUUUAGUUGAACGAAAGUUCAGGGAUUCAAAGAAAAAAAGUAAUAAAAGAAAAGCUGCUUCCGAACCUCAAAAUGAAGAAGCUACUGCAAAGAAAAUUAAGAUGCCUGACUUAAAAACUACUAUCACCAUUGAAGAUGCCACGGAAGAAGAAAGAAACAACUUUGAAGACCAUAAAAAAUCGCUACCAAUUUUCGCUGUAAAACAGAAACUUAUAAAAAGGAUGAAAGAGGAAAAUAGACUAGUUGUAAUCGGUGAAACGGGUAGUGGUAAAACAACCCAAAUUCCUCAAUACAUAUACAAUGAUAUCCUUAAUGGCAAAGGAAAGAUCGCAAUAACUCAACCGAGAAGAGUUGCUGCAAUUAGCGUAGCCGAAAGAGUUGCUUUGGAAAUGAAUACCCCGAUUGGAAAUGAAGUUGGGUAUUGUGUCAGAUUUGAAGAAAGUUUCUCUCCAGCAACCAAAAUUCUAUAUAUGACUGAUGGUAUGCUAAUGAGACAUGCCACACUCAAUCGUUUGUUAACCCAGUAUUCUUAUAUAAUAAUCGAUGAGGCCCAUGAAAGGACUGUCCAUACAGACGUUUUACUUUCUAUCAUAAAAAAGGCACAAAAGGAGCGCCAAAAGCGCCACAUCGAAGACUUAAAGAUUAUAAUAAUGUCAGCUACAAUGGAUGUUGGAAAACUAUCUGAAUACUUUGAUAAAUGUCCUAUAUUAUACAUAGAAGGUCGUCUACAUCCCAUUUCAAUUAAAUUUACAGAAGAUAAAAUUGAUGAUUAUUUAUUUGCUUGCCUAACAACUGUUAUGCAAAUUCAUUCCAAGGCUCCCCCACAACAUGACGUCUUAGUCUUCUUAACAGGUCAAGAUGAAAUAGAGAAUUUUGUACGAUCUCUAAGACAAAUGGGUAAAAAUUGUAAGACUGAUAUUGACCUAACAGUGUUGCCUAUGUACGCUGCGCUUCCUUUUGCCCUGCAGAAAAGAGUUUUUGAGGAUACUCCAAAGAAUACCAGAAAAGUUAUCGUAGCAACAAAUAUUGCUGAAACAUCAAUUACUAUAAGCGGUAUAAAGUACGUUGUAGACAGUGGAAUGGUUAAGGCAAAAUUACAUAAGCCAUCUAGUGGUUUGGACAUUCUGACAGUCGUUCGUAUUUCACAAUCUCAAGCUUGGCAGCGUUCUGGAAGGGCUGGCCGUCAAUCUGCUGGAACAUGUUAUAGAGUCUAUGAUAAAAAUACUUUCGAUUUAAUGCCAGCAAAUUCCAUACCCGAAAUUCUUAGAUGCAAUAUUGCGAGUGUAACUCUGCAAUUGUUAUCAUUAGGCAUAAAAAAUACUCUGACUUUCGAUUUUGUUGAUAAGCCAUCAGAAGAAAGUCUAAAUUCGGCAGUUGAUCAAUUAUCAUGGCUCCAAGCUAUUGAAAAGGACAAGGGGAAUGAAUUACAUCUAACAGAGAUAGGCAAAAGAAUGGCUGCUUUUCCUUUAGAUCCAAGACUCGGGCGAGUGUUGUUGGCCGCAGAAAAAAAUGGUUGUCUAGAGGAGAUACUGACUGUUGUGUCGAUGUUAAGUGCUGAUUCUGUCAUGCUGAUUAGUGCUGACCAGAGAGAAAAAGCCGAAGCUGUCAGAAGAAAAUUCCAGUCCGUUGAAGGAGAUCAUAUAACAUUAUUAAACGUUUAUAAGAGUUACAAGGGUUCGAAAAAAAAUAAAGUUUGGUGCAAAGAAAACUUUAUCAAUCAUCGUAAUAUGAAGAUAGUUAUUCAAAUACGCAAGCAGCUGCGAAAGAUUUGCAUUGAUCAAAAUAUGACAAUUAAAUCUUGCGGUGAAGAUCGAAGUUUAGUACGAAAGAGUCUAGUACAUGGGCUUUUCAUGAAUGCUGCUCAACUUCAUUCGGAUGGUCUUUACUCAACAAUUAUGGACCGUAAAAUGGUAAAUAUUCAUCCAUCGUCUGUUCUCUUUCGAUCAAAACCCGGUUACGUAAUUUAUAGUGAACUGGUGCAGACUAAUAAAUGCUAUAUCAGAGAUCUUUCUCUUAUUGAUCCUCAGUGGUUAUUCGAAAUAUCUCCGGAAUUCGUGAGCAAACGAUUAAUUCGCCAGUAG